Oncorhynchus keta (chum salmon) is the source of this 1648-nucleotide messenger RNA. Its product is annotated as probable methyltransferase-like protein 24. The transcript is spliced from 5 exons. Lineage: Eukaryota; Metazoa; Chordata; Actinopteri; Salmoniformes; Salmonidae. The coding region runs from base 363 to 1490 and encodes 375 amino acids. The record is from RefSeq and is a predicted model, not a curated record.
GUGCAGAGGUUCACACACACUGACACAUACAGAGAGAGAGAGAGAGACACACACACACACACACACAUACUAAAUCACACAGGCACACACACACACACUCACUCACACUGACGUAGUUGUUUUGUGAUGAACAGGUGUCCUCCUGUCUCACAAACCUUCAGUAAUGCUCUUACUUAUCUUGAUCCAACUGUGGACUUAGGAGGAAAGGAAGGAGAGAAGGAAGACAAGAGAGAGACACACCACUCAAAGGAUCAGGAGAAAAAGAAUGGGAUAGAGAAAGAGAGCGAGAUCAACAAUCUCACUGUUCAGGAGGCGAGAAAGAGAGAAACAAGGGAAAAGUGAGAUAGACAGUGUAUCCAGGCAUGUGGAGAGACAGACUGACUAGAGGACUGGCUCUGCGCCUGUGUCUUCUCCUCACUGCUCUCUGUGUCUGUCUACAUGUUUACCUGGAACUGGGGGAAAGGAGGGGGGCACCUUCGCCCCUCACCUUGGGACGUCCCACACAGACCAGCCAGGUGCUACUGGACAGCGGGGAAAGGAAACUGGGGGCUGCAGACCCCACAGAGAGCCGGGUUGGGGACAGAGCUGUGAAGAGAAGGGUGUCCUACAGAAGCACGCCGAAGAAGGACUCUGUAGCAGGGAAGACAGUGGGCGGGGAGGACCCCUCCACAUGCUGCCCACCUCUACGCCCGAACAGAAAGUCUGCCAGGUGGCACAUAGAACUGGAGCCGUGGGCCAGUGACAACCACUCCCUGGAGGAGGAAGCACGGAGGUUCCUCAGCUACAUCACUACACCACAGGAGUUUUGUGCCCCCCCUUCCCCAGAGAGCCCCGUGGUACAGGGAGGUCAGGAGGGGCCAGAGGGGCGCUGGGCAGUGUGUUUGGACAGCAGGUUCAGCCUGGCACAACGGAUACACAUCCAACACUGCCGGGUCUACUCUCUAGGGUUGGGUAUGGAGGAUAAGACUGUGGAGCGCUCUCUGGCCAGGGCGGGCUGUGAGGUGCACUGUUUUGACCCCAGCCUUAGGCAGGCCCACCUACAGGAGUCAGACAUGUGGCUCCAUCGUCUCUCCGUAGACUGGAGGGACCCCAACCCAGCCAUCCCCGCCCAACGACAGCACAGCAACACCAAGAAACUGGCCACCAUUCUCAAUGACUUUGGACACAGACAGGUGGAUGUUCUGAAGGCAGACAUGGAGAGUGCGGAGUGGAAGAUUCUAGAGAACCUGGUUCUAGAAGGGGUUCUGAGCUCUGUGGGUCAGCUACUACUAGAAAUCCACCUCCACUGGGCGGGCUUCGAGGUGGGCGGGGACGACCCAUCUGUGGUGCGCUAUUGGUUCAGCCUACUGAAGGAGCUGGAGCGUGCUCACUUCCGCCUGUUCCAUUACCAUAGCGAUCCAGCAAAGCCCCGCCUCUUCCUGCACCGGAACAUUCUGAACGCCUCCAGUGCCUAUACACUGGGCUGGGUCAAUACCCAGUGGAGGCCCUGAGAGCUGACUGACUGAUGGACAGGGCUCUGGCCAAUGAGAAGGGGAGAUCUGGGAAAUAUAGUUCAGCUACGAUGGGAAAGUCAAUCCCAUGGGAUGUUUCACUUUGGUUAGCGUGAUGAAUCUGGUAUUGGUCAGAAAUAAAUAUCCAAAGUACUGUA